AUGUCUAUUGGGGGGCCCCCCAGGGGGGCUGACAGCCACACACAGGGCGCGGUCCAGCAGCAGCAGCAGCAGCAGCAGCAGGGGAAACAGCAGCAGCAGCAGCAACAGCAGCAGCAGCAGCAGCUCGAGCAUGGAACCAGCUGCACAAGACAGCCUUCACACGAACGUGGUAAACAACUGUCUCCUGCAGGAGGAGACAGUUGUUUACCGAGGGGGUUGGGGGGCCCCCCGAAGGGGCCCCCGAAGGGGCCCCCGAAGGGGCCCCCCAACCCAGCAGCACCCCGCCCGGCGGCAGCAGCUGUGGGGGCCCUGUCUCCUAUUUUUUCUGGUGUCUCCUUUGGUGGGGGCCCCCAGGCUGCGCUUGCUGCGGGUGCUGCGGGGCUGGAGAUGCCCUUCUCCCUGUGUGGGGACGGUGCUGCAGAAAGGAGACAGCAGCAGCAGCAGCAGCAGCAGCAGCAGCAGCAGCAGGAGACAGCUAGUGGGGGGCCCCCAGAAGCUGCAGCGCCCCUGUCUGCCACAGUCCGCUGCGCUGUCUUCUCAUCGAACGGUACCCUUGCUGCUGCUGCUGCUGCUUCGGGGGCCCCCGGGGUGCUGCAGGUAUAUCAGAGGCCCCUAACAACUGGCGGAGGGGCCCCUGCUGCUGCUGCUGCUGCUGCUGCUGCUGAAGCCUUUCUGUCCCUUAAGCGCGAAAUGGAUGCCAACAUUCUCGUCGAGGGUUUUGCUUCGGCUGCGUGGACCAUACUACUCCCCACCAACAUGCCGCAUGCAGAAAGAGAGGACCCACUGGCUGCGCAGCAUAAUGACGCGCUUGGCUUCCAGCAGCAGCAGCAGCAGCAGCAGCAGCAGCAGCAGCGAAUCUGUGAGACCUCUGUUAACCUCUAA
This is a messenger RNA of Eimeria mitis, 882 nucleotides long. RefSeq lists its product as uncharacterized. Bases 1 to 882 code for a protein of 293 amino acids. The transcript is spliced from 3 exons. NCBI's taxonomy places the organism in Eukaryota, Apicomplexa, Conoidasida, Eucoccidiorida, Eimeriidae. The record is from RefSeq and is a predicted model, not a curated record.